AGAUAUCACAGCUCCAGCGGCAGGGAAACACACCCGUCAGCAGCGCGCAUUGGAGACAAAAAGCGCAUCACGGACAAAGGAAUUAUGGGUGCGCUGGAGAGGAUUCACCUUAGCCGGGUAACACUAUGGAUGAGCCGCUUCUGUUUCAUUACCGGAAGACCAAUUAGCCCACCUUAAUGAGGUGCUGGGCAAGAUACUGCAAGCUAAAAAGGCGGAAGGCUGCGUUUAAUCCGUCUGCGGAUCCUAUGAGCUUGCAAUGGCUGUGGCGGGGAUAUGCAACCGGAUAGGGAAUGAUGUGCCUUUUUAUUUUGUGAUAUUUUCCUUGUUUUGUGGCCUUUCGUUUGGACAGUUACGGUAUUCUAUCUCAGAAGAACUGGAAAAUGGGGCACUGGUCGGUGAUCUGGCGCAUGACUUGGGGCUGGAUAUUCGAAAGCUCGCCACCCGAAAAAUUAAGGUAACCUCCAACAGCGGCAAACGCUCUGUGAUUGUCAACCCCAAAAAUGGUAAAUUACUCGUCAAUGAGAGGAUUGACAGGGAGGCGCUGUGCGAUCUCACCACCACCUGCCUCAUUAAUCUGGAGGUGAUGGUUGAAAACCCCACUGAGGUGCACCAUGUUGAGGUGGAGAUUGUGGACGCCAAUGAUAAUGCGCCGCAGUUCCCCAGAGACGAGUACCAACUAGAAAUCACAGAAUCUGCUUUACCAGGGUCUCGUUACCCCAUUGAAAACGCAGAGGACCCAGACAUCGGGUCCAAUUCUGUGCGCAUGUAUCAGCUGAGCACAAACGACCAUUUCGCGCUGGUGUCCAACAAACCCUCCCUCAAUACAAAGCACAUCGAGCUGGUGCUCAAAAAGCCCAUUGAUCGAGAACAGACGCCUUACCACCAAUUCAUUCUGAGUGCUGUGGAUGGUGGGACGCCAGAGAAAACAGGUACGGCUACAAUCAAUGUCCGGGUCCUGGACACAAAUGACAAUAUCCCCACGUUUGACAGCUCAGUGUACAAGGUGAAACUGUUGGAAAAUUCGCCCAAAGACACUCUGGUAAUUAAACUGAAUGCUUCUGAUCUGGAUGAGGGCACCAAUGGGGAGAUUUAUUACUCUUUCAGCAGCUACACUCCAGAGAGAGUGAGGCAGAUGUUUAGCAUGGACACCAACACAGGAGAGAUAAGAGUGAGGAGCAAUGUUGAUUAUGAAGAGACUAACUCCUAUGAGAUGUACAUUCAGGCGAUGGACAAGGGCCCUGGGGCGAUGGCGGCUCACUGUAAGGUGGUGGUGGAGGUGGUGGAUGUGAAUGACAAUGUCCCUCAAAUAGUGCUGUCAUCUCUGUCGAGCCCUGUGAGGGAGGACGCCCGUGCAGACACAGUUGUGGCCCUCAUUAGUGUUACUGAUCGAGACUCCGGCGCUAACAAGCAGGUGAGCUUGGAGAUCCCAGCAGGCCUUCCUUUCAAGAUCAAAUCAUUCAGAAAUUACUACACUCUGGUUACCUCAGCCUUCCUGGACCGCGAGACCACCGAUGCCUACAAUGUCACUCUGAGUGCCACAGAUGGAGGGAACCCACCGCUUUCCUCCCAGAAGACCAUACAGGUGGAUGUGGCUGAUGUAAACGACAACCCUCCGAGGUUUGAGCAGACUUCAUACACUGUAUAUGUAACAGAGAACAAUGCCCCCGGGGCCUCUUUGUGUACUGUGAAGGCUCAAGAUGCAGACAUUAAAGAGAAUGCACGCAUCACCUACACAGUGCUCAAUGACAACAACCAUGGCAUCCCUGUCACCUCGUAUGUGUCUGUGAAGGCUGACACAGGCGAGGCUUACGCCCUGCGAGCCUUUGACUAUGAAUCACUGAGAGAGUUUCACUUCCAGGUCAAAGCUCAAGAUGGGGGCAUUCCCCCACUCAGCCGGGUUGCCACUGUCUACAUCUACAUAAUGGAUCAGAAUGACCACGCACCAUUAGUAGUCAACCCUCCUGGCAAUGGUACACGCUCCUUGGAAACGAUUCAGAAGAACACAGAGCCUGGUGCCUUGGUGACCAAAGUUGUAGCCUAUGAUGCAGAUGCAGGUCCAAAUGCCUGGCUGGUUUAUGUGCUGGAGACAGCCACCGAUCUGGACUUGUUCAAAGUGCAUGAACACACCGGUGAGAUCAGGACCACUAGAAGGAUCAUGGAGGACAACUCCACCUCCUUCACUCUGACUGUUCUAGUGAAGGACCAUGGGCGGCCUGCCCUCUCCUCCACUGCCACCAUCAAUGUAGCCGUCAUGGAGGCUCCACCCAAACUAGCUCCUGACCCCAAGAGGAUCAUCAGACCCCACAGCACGCUGCUCUUCUCUAAUGUGACCCUCUAUCUGAUUGUGGCUUUGAGUGCCACCACCUUUGUAUUCCUGGUCACUGUGGUGGUGUUGGCUAUUGUUCGCUGUCAUGCCUACUGCACCCAGCCUGGUUCUUGCUCCCCCUGUUGUGGGUCACAGAAGCCCCCUCCUGAUGGCGGGAGCAGCAGUGUAAGUGCGGGUGGGCCAGGCGGUGCAGCCGGGGCACAGCCUAAUAACAAUGUGGUGCUUCGGAGGGAUCUUAAAGUUGAGCCACACUACAUCGAAGUACGUGGGAAUGGUUCCCUCACAAAGACUUACUGCUACAAGACCUGUCUGACCGCCACCUCUGGCAGUGACACGUUCAUGUUCUACAACACAGGACGCCCCAUCAGUGGCACCUGGGGCAGCGGUGCUGACCGCUUCUUCACCAGUGGAAGUGGAUUUGUACGCAGACUGAGUAUGCCUGAUGCUUCGAUGCAGCUCUGCCCAGAGCCGAAAGCCCCUAAUGCUGACUGGCGAUAUUCUGCAUCUUUGAGGGCAGGGAUGCAGAGCUCAGUCCACAUGGAGGAGGCGUCUGUGAUGCAGGGAGCCCAGGGGAUGCUGGUCCAGAACUGGCCCACUGUGUCUAGCGCUGCUGAUGGAGAUGGGGGUGGGGAACUGUCACCCCCAGUGGGUGCUGGAGUCAACUGUAACAGCUGGCAAUUCAGAUACGGCGCCCAACAAGGCUACGGCCCUCCUCAGCCCCUGAAGCCCGGAGAGAUUCCCCCUGAAGCCUUCAUCAUCCCCGGAUCCCCAGCCAUCAUCUCUAUCCGCCACGACUCUGGCCCUGUGGACGACAAAGGAGACUUCAUAAGCUUUGGCAAGAAGGAGGAGGCUAAGAAGAAGAAAAAGAAGAAGAAGGACAAGAAGGACAAGAAGGAUAAAGGAAAGGAUAGUGGGGGGGAUGACUAGAGGAGAAGGGCUGACUUAAGAACAGAGCUACCAACAAAAAAACCAACCCAGAAACAGAGCCAGAAAAAAAGCCAAAUGCAUAUAGUUGAACUGAGGGAGCCUGCUUGCAUUAUAUUUGCAUAGACAUUGUACAGUGGCCAAACCCUCAUUAGACCAGACUUGGCUCCCUACUCUAUGCGAACUUGCUAAAUGAUAGAUUCUCUCUCUUUCUUGGCUCAUUUGGCCCCAUAGCUUUGGCCUAUAAAAGUCAACAGUUAAGUCAAACAAAUGCUCAUAGUAAACAGACUUCAUCUAAAAGCUGGACCCAAAUUAAACACAUACGACUUUACUAGAAUAGAUUCUGUGAUUUGCUGCCCCCCAAGUUUGUAUAAUGAAAUAAAAACACCUGAAAAGGUGUACUAUUUGUAUCUGACCAUUGUCAGCUGAGGCUGCCCAAGUUGGCAUCUCUGUCUUUAUGCAGCCCCCUCCCCUUUUUAGCUCACCUACUUAAAGGUGAAGUCAAAGCCAAACGAAAUAAAAUGAAACAAAGGCUCUUUUUUCCAGAGUUAUCGAGGCCUUGUAGAAAAUCAGAUAAUGUGGUCUUUUAUAAAAAAGAUAAAUAAAUAUGAAAAAGUAACAACAUACAGUAUAUGUACCAUGAGAUUAAUACCUUUAGAAGAUCAAGGUAACUGGACCACACUCUAUUAAAGAGCUCUGUUUCAGUGUAACAUAGCACAUUGCAGAGGCGGAGGACCUGGACUGGGUUGCACCAACUAUGCGCAAGUUUGUUCCCACAUUAGGGUUUGAAGUAGUGGCUUCAUAGCUGUUGGUUGAUUUGCAAUUAGAGAGUUACUUAAUUCAAUUGUACUGCGGUGGAAAGGGGGGGACUGUAUGGCUGAAACUAGUUAUAAUGUUAAAAAUAUGUAUGCAGUCAUUUUGCUGAUGGGUAUUAACCACAAGGAUUUGUAGAUAGAUAGAUUGGCACAAAAUUCUGAUUGGUUAAUAGAAUACAUAUUUGACUCUUGAGGGACCGUGACUGUUUUUGGCUGUUUCAGCCCAUUCUCUACCAAUCAGCUCUACUAAAAUCACUACUGACCAUUGAGUUUGUAUGUUUGAUUAUUUGUUUAUUUAUUUUAUCUCAGGAAUCCAUUAUUUUUACUCUUUCAAAACUAACAAUGAUUCUUUUCAAUGUAAGAAAUCCAUCCAGGUGAACUCAACGUUUGGUUUAAUUGUUCCAUUUUAAUGAUUUCAGAACUGCGCUGCAUCUUCCCAAAAAUGUUUCUUUGGCCAAAUUUACCAAAGAAAUGAUGGGUAACUAUGGGAUUCAAUGGGUUCCAAAUUCUUACCUAGAAGAGACACAAUAAAAUAAGUGAAAACCACAUUGAAAUGAAUAUAGUCAUCAGUUAGUAAUUCAGCAAUUGGUAGGAAAUGGGCUGAGACAUCUCAAAAACUGUUCUACGGUCCUUGAAGUGCAAAAAUGGCAUGAAACCACUAAAGAAAAGAUACACUGUGCAAAAAAAAAAAAGAGAAAAAACCCUGCUUUAACUGUUAGUGAGUGCAAUUGUGUGACUCUGUAUCAUUUGCACCUGCUUUAUUGCUUGCUUAACUAUUUAGUUGUUACUUAUGGUUAAGUUUUGUGGUGCUACCGCUUGUGUUUUAGCAAUGCGUGAAUGGGGAUUAGUGGCUAUGACUUUGGAUUUAAAUAGGGAACCUACGUGCAGCUGAUGCAACCGACCUCUGACCUUGUCAGAAUUACAUGGCACAGGUCAUCGGGGUCUCACCCAGUCUGACGCACAUGUUAUCCCACAUAAACACUGACUCUCUUGUACACACAACACAAACACUGUAACAUCCAAACAUCCAAACACACAGAUAUGUGCGAAAAUAAUACACGCCCCCUUCUUGGAAAGACUGAAGGCCAGUGCUGUCUAUACUUUGGGAGUGUAUUAUAAGGCUGGGAAGCAGGAAACUUGGUUGUUGCUUCAUUUCUGUUCAAGCCUGACCCCUCUACUUCUGUCUCUGAAUGUUUAGUAGUUGUUCUUCAAACUCUGCACCACUGCCUCGACUGCUUCAGCGCUUGUAGGAUUCGCUUUGCCCGCUGCCUGUUUCCUCUCUCUAGUCCUCCUUCUUCAAGUCAACACAGUUGGACAACAUCUUUUCAAGUCACUCUCCUUCGAUGAACUGUGCCGUCGUAACACAGAAACAUUUGUGUAUUUGCAUAUUAACACACACACAGACACACACACACAAACCACAGUUACUCACACACAUACAUCUUUUGUUAGAUAAGGCAUGUGUCUCUUGAUUGCUCAUUGUUGACAGCUCUGUCAUCUCUGGGAAUGGUUGUGCGCUUUGCAUCGUGGCGACGUCUGACAGCUUAGUGAAAACCGAGACAAUGCUGUGGUGGAUAUAAUGAUACAAGAUGAAGAGACAAGAAGAUAGCAGUCAUUGUACUAUAUCAUGUAGCUCCAACGUAGAUGAUAAAGAAACAAGUGCAGAGUUAAUAUGGCAAGCCAGUCCUGUUUAGCACGAGCAGAGGUGUUGUGGUUGUUUCUGUGUGUGUGUGUGUGAGCCAUUAGUGACGACUGAGAGACUUGGGCCGAACAAAAGACACUGAGAAAAUAAGAGAGGCAGCAGUUGGAAAAGGUUGCUGGUUGGUUGGGAAAGGGGAAAGACCUACUGAGGAGGUGAAGCAUGCUGUUGUUUGUUAUGCAGCAGUUAGAGUUGAAUUGAUAGAUGGUUAAAAAAAUGGUAAAUGGACUUGUACUUAUAUAGCGCUUUCACUCAACAUUCACACACCGCCGAACAUCAGCGGGAGCAAUUUGGGGUUCAGUGUCUUGCUCAAGGAGCUGGGAUCGAACCGCCAACCUUCCGAUUGAUAGACGACCGACUGUACCCCCUGAGCCACAGCCGCUCCGGUAGAAUAAGGGAAGAUGUUAGCAGCAAAAUAGCAAAGUCGAUGCAAGUUGAGAAUAACAGCUGGCAAUAACUUACGAUUUUACAGUAGUUUGCUUCAUGGAAACAUAAUAGUACUGGGGAUGUCAGGACAAACCUUGAAGUUGUAGUACAGUACAGUCAGAUGUCUUCAAAUUAUAUCAGACUCUUGGCGUGAGAGAAGAUUUUGGCUGUGGGAAUCGUAUUGGUUUCAGUUUGUAGGGAAGUGUUGUCAGCUUGCAUUUCAGCCAGUAGAAAAACAGUUCUAUGAGAGGUAAUAGAGGCAGACUGCAUCAACCAUAAUAAAAUCCCUAACUUCAGAGGCUACUGUUGACAGUGCAUUCUGUUUGUCUCUCUGAUGUUCGUGCAGAAGCAAUUUUUGCAUUAAAUGUUGCAAGGCAGACUGUUAGAAAUGACCAGAGAGAAGAAAAUUACGUCUUGGCCCUGCAAAUUGAAUAACCGCUGGCUGCACAGGAAGCCCUGAAAGAUUGGCUGUUGCUCCAAGGGGCUAAUUGGUUAUCAGAUGAUAGCCAACCAGUUCUGAGAUUCCCAUGACCUAAGUGUAGGCUGUGUGAGAUUUACAGCUUUGUUCGGCCUUGAUAGUGUAAAGCCCAGGUCUGGCGUGGUAGAGGAUGGCUAGUAGAUAUUGGACCGGCAUCAACAUGAUGUAAAGUGUCAUAAAAACUCACCUUGGUGUUCCUUUUUUAGACCAUCGUCUUACCAGUCACAGUAGGGGUAUAUAGGUGCUGCUAUAUGGCUCAAUCUCUCCCAUACACACAUUUCCUCCCCCUACUCCCUCCGCCCCUCCGUCCUUCAGGUGUACUUCUGUGCUGUCAGAUCACCAAGUGGCUGUUUGCAUGUUAUAAGCAAAGGAAACAGAUAAUAUAUAGAUACUAUAUAUACAUAGAUAUGUUUUUCCACUGGGAAAUGCGUAUUGGAAUACAUAUACCUCUAAUACACAUUCUCAAAGACGAUACACACCCAUGUAAAAACCCACUCUCAUUCAAACAUACACACACGUAUACAUACAUACAUAAAAUAUACGCUAUUGCGAAACAGUAAUUUGUGGAAAAACAUAAAAGAUUCACAUUUUUUAUCCUGUUGAAAAUGACUUUAAUCUUCUAGAUAUACAUAAUGCUAUUGUGUUAUGCUAUGAAAUGCUUUUUUUUUGUUUCAGUUUUUACCCGUAUGGUUUUCAUAGGUAAGAAAAUCAGUCCUUCAAGUUGUGUUAAGCUUUGAAAUGAUGAUCAAACAAACACCAUUGUGGAAAUCAAAUCAUUUACUCACCUUCCAUAUCUAUCCCCCUCCCUCUGUAGAUUUAAAAUAAAAGAGAAAGAAAAAAAAAAAAAAGAAAAUACAUGAAAUAAUAUAUAAAAAAAAGUUGAUGUACUCUCUGCUUGUGUAUAGUGAAUGUUCCUCAGUCACUGGGUGUGGCGGUGAGUCACAUCCCAGUGGACUGUGACAGUGCAGAUCUGUUAAUAACUUUUUUUGUACACCUGCUCAUCAUUGUAAAGGUGAUAAUAGUGAUUCUUAUGAUUUCAUCAAUCUGGUAAUGUGUUUUGUUUAUAAGUCACAAAUAAAGUUUUUCUUAAAUAUCUUACUAUCAA
Messenger RNA from Notolabrus celidotus (New Zealand spotty), 7773 nucleotides. Its product is annotated as protocadherin alpha-C2-like. Gene Ontology annotation, biological process: homophilic cell-cell adhesion. Gene Ontology annotation, cellular component: plasma membrane. The record is from RefSeq and is a predicted model, not a curated record. Gene Ontology annotation, molecular function: calcium ion binding. The coding region runs from base 257 to 3253 and encodes 998 amino acids. NCBI's taxonomy places the organism in Eukaryota, Metazoa, Chordata, Actinopteri, Labriformes, Labridae. The transcript is spliced from 4 exons.